AAUGCCUGCUGGUAUGAAUAGGAAAAAGCAAUUGACAUCUAACAUUGAGCAGGAGCUGCAGACAGUACAAAUCUAUUAUGAAGAUCAUCAUGAAAUACAAUGGUGGAAUUCGCAAGAAGAUUAGAUAUUCAAAAGGUUCCCAGGACUCCACUGAUCAGUGUCAGGACAGGUUUAGCACCUUCUGCAGCUUCUUAAGGAAGCUCUUUGGAGGGAAAGAAAGCAACGACAUGGAGGAGAGGCCUCCUAGCCCUCCUCCUAUAAAGAAGCAACUGAAGGAGUGCCUGAGCAAGCUCAGCCAGCAAACCUUCUCUGACAGCGACUCCUCAAGCACCUCAGAUCCGCCUGCGACCUCGUCGAAAGAGAGCAAGACAAGCGACAGCGGCAGCUUUUCCAACCGGAGACAGAGGAAAAUGACAGAGAAGCCAAGGAAUCCAGGGAACAACUCCUGGGUGCGGGAAGCACCGUGUCUCCGCUGCAAAGCCAAGAGGACAAGAGAGUGGCUUGCUCAGCAUUUCUUUGAGCAGGAUUGGUCUUCCCAUGAAAAGAGCAACUGAUCAGACAAGGAGUCCCUUCGGGGGAAUGGCCAUGUGUACAUGACCCACUUUUCCCCAGGCCUCAUUUGGGGUUUGUUUGCCUAAACAAGACAAACGAGAUGGGUGGUUCACACUGCUUAGGGGUGGCCGAUGGUUGACUCAUGUCAAUAAAGCAUAGGGAUGCCUCAUAAAGUCUCAUACUCUUUGCGACACACUAGGGGAGGUGCUGACUUGUACUGACUGAAUGGUUUCACACUUCUUUCCAUUCAGGAGGAAGUCC
This is a messenger RNA of Rhineura floridana, 813 nucleotides long. RefSeq names its product serine rich single-pass membrane protein 1 (gene SSMEM1). The record is from RefSeq and is a predicted model, not a curated record. Lineage: Eukaryota; Metazoa; Chordata; Lepidosauria; Squamata; Rhineuridae. The transcript has 3 exons. The coding region runs from base 78 to 554 and encodes 158 amino acids.